AAAAAUGGCCGCCGCCGGGCUACAUGGAGAACAGCAAGGGAAAACAACUCUAUAGCCACGUUUUCUUCUCUGUCUGGACUUUGAUCCGUGUACACAACACAAACACACCUCUAUAUUACCCUGCUGCCGACUCAGCUUUGAGUGAGUGUUACACGGUGACCCGCUCCUUCCGUCAGGAGGUAGUGCGUGUCUGCCCCUACCAACAUGGCGGCGCUGGGGUUUGUUCUUCAUCUGGCAUUUUUGGCUUGGAAUGUAUUCGGCGUUUAUCAGAAUGUGGCGUUCACUAGUUCGUCCCUGGAACAUGGGGCUCACACAUACGGGGGCAGGUGGAAAUACCUGACCUUUAUUAACCAGGUUAUUCAGACUGUAUUUUUUGGCUUCUGCGUUUCAUAUGACCUGGUUCAGCUGUGUCUCUCCAGUAGGAACCGAAUCUGCUUAUUCCUGACGUGGCUGAAGGACCGUACCUUCUGUAUUCUGGCAUUCCCGAUGAGUGCGUUUGUAGUUACCUCGUUCUGGAGCAUUUAUAAUUACGACCGGGAGCUUGUGUACCCAAAGGUAUUGGACAGCAUCAUUCCACAAUGGCUCAAUCAUUUAAUGCACAGUUUUGUAGUGUUAGUGAUGCUCAUUGAGCUGUUGACUUGCUCACAUCAGUAUCCUAGCAGGAAAAGUGGACUGGCCACACUGAUGCUGUUCUGCAUUGCAUAUCUGUCAUGGAUCCUCUGGGUACAUCAUGCAUCAGGCAUUUGGGUGUAUCCAAUUCUAGAGACUCUGGAUGCUGUGGGUAUGUCGGUGUUUUUUGCGGUUUCUUUCCUAAUUAUGGUUCCUUUCUAUUGCCUGGGAGAGUGGCUGACACAGUUACGUUGGGCAGGCUCUCGAAGACCCUCAAAAACAAAGAAGAAAAAGAAGAGCAAAUAAAGGCACUGCCAAACAUUUAGGACUAUCUUAUUAUUUUUUUUUAUUUUUUAUUGUGAUUCUUCAAUGGAAAAAAUAACCUUUCCCCCUUGAGGGAGGAUGUGACUGCAACAAUUAUAUUGCUGAUUGCUACAGUUAACUGUUGUGCAUUGUAUUUUUUUGUUUUUAUAACUGUAACAUUACACAUCUCUGAGAAUAAUGCUCUGGCUCCACCUAUGUGGUCUCUAUUUAACGCAAAAUCAAAGUUUACCACGGAGGUAAGAGUGUCCAGAAAUGCUGAAUGCCUUCCAGGAUGUUAUAAUUCACUUACAAUGAACAGGUAUCGCUUUCUGCGCUACAGGGGGUGGUUUACAGGAACUGCUGGAACUUUUCCCUCCUGACUGCCAUGUAACAUAUAAAAGUGGAAUGAAAAAAACGAAAACCUGAAUAAGCAUUUUGUCAAUCCUGGUUUCUAAACUUGCUUUUUAGCUGGUUGUGUUUACAUACCGGGGACUCCACUAUCUACAGUAGGAAUGCCUUAAUCUGUAGCCUCACAACAGUCUCUGCACCAAGGAAUUCUGGGUGUAAUGACACGCUCUUAUGUGUCGCUACAUGGCUGAAGUUUUGGCACUAUAUUUUCUAUUUUGUUAACUGUGUAGAUGAAUUCCAGUGAGAUCACUAUGGGCUAUAUAAUGUGUAAAAAGUUUGCCUUUAACAUUGUUGCAUUACUUUUAAUAUUUUGUAUACAAAAUUAAGCUCAGUGGGUCAAAGCUGUGUCUUGGUUAUGUUAAUAGUGGUGGUGGUGAUUGUAGGUCGAUUUGUAGCUUGUAACAAAAAAAAUAAAUGUAAACCAUAUCCCCUUUGUUCCCAAACUGUGUGCCUUGGCACCCUGGGGUGCUGCAAAGCUCUUUGCAGGGGUGACUAGGGUUGGUGGUCUGGGACCAAAUCAAAUUAUUUAUGGUCAUUGAUAGGCAAAACCAGUGCUAGUGGCCAAUCGUAAAACAUGUGGGCAAUCGGAAGCUCAACUGUAGACAUCGACAUAACUGACCUGAAGGAUGACAGGUAGGCACAAUUUACUUACUUACAUUUUUUUUCCAACUUUCAUCCUAGGAGUUCUGUGAAAGAAAUACUGAUGCUCUAGGGUGCUGUGAUUCAAGAAUGUUUGGGAAACGCUGCCAUAUCCCAUCACCCAGCGGUAUAUUUACUGAAGUGCGGGUCUUCAAAUGUGGAGAGUUUGCCCGUAGCAACCAUUGUGAUACUACUUAUUAUUUAUCUAGCACCUUCUAGAACAUAGAUCUGCAAACUCGGUCCUCAUUACCCCACACAGUGCAUGUUUUGCAGGUCUCCUCACAGAAUCACAAGUGAAAUAAUUAACUCCACCUGUGGACCUUUUAAAAUGUCUGUGAGUAAAUGAUACACCUGUGCACCUGCUGGGUUACCUGCAAAACAUGCACUGUGUGGGGUACUGAGGACCGAGUUUGCAGACCUAUGUUUUAGAAGAUAAUUGCCAGAAUCUAAUUGGUUGCUGUGGGCAACAUCUCCACUUCUGUAAACCCAUACUGCACAAUCUGGAUCAGCACUCACUUAGCUGCUUUAACUGACAGCCACAUGAGGGGAUUAUUUAGUACAAGAUGUUAACAGAUUUAUUUCACAACAAAGCUACAAUAACAAUACAUUUACUGUAUACCAUAGCUGCCAGUCUGGUUCAGAAUGCAUUGAGGUAAACAAAUGCUUGCAACAGUUGUUCUGGGAUAUGACCUAUUUCUUCUUUUUGCAUUCUACUAUUAAGGAAGCCUGUAUAUGUCCUAUUAAACAUAUAGUAAGGUAUGGAAUGUGUUGGUGCUAUAGUAAUAAAAGAUGAUACAUUUGCACAAUGUAUGAAAUAAAAUAAUAAAUAAUUCUGUUAAGUCCCAUAUACUAGUUCUACAUAAUACUUGAGCUGAAUAUGAUUGGUUAAUAGACUGUUAGCCUGUAACCCAAUAGAAUACAUCUAUGGCAAAAGCAGGAAAUUUUAUUUCCAGGAAUGGAGGAAAUCUUGAUUAUUGUUGCAUCCAGCCUGUUUGUGAAUAAAAUCUUUAAAUUACAUAUAUACUAAA
Pseudophryne corroboree (corroboree frog) is the source of this 2987-nucleotide messenger RNA. RefSeq names its product androgen-induced gene 1 protein-like. The transcript is spliced from 6 exons. NCBI's taxonomy places the organism in Eukaryota, Metazoa, Chordata, Amphibia, Anura, Myobatrachidae. Bases 205 to 915 code for a protein of 236 amino acids. Gene Ontology annotation, cellular component: endomembrane system; membrane. The record is from RefSeq and is a predicted model, not a curated record.